Nasonia vitripennis (jewel wasp) is the source of this 1342-nucleotide messenger RNA. Its product is annotated as peroxiredoxin-2. Gene Ontology annotation, molecular function: thioredoxin peroxidase activity. The transcript has 5 exons. Gene Ontology annotation, biological process: hydrogen peroxide catabolic process; response to oxidative stress; cellular response to stress. The coding region runs from base 367 to 1128 and encodes 253 amino acids. NCBI's taxonomy places the organism in Eukaryota, Metazoa, Arthropoda, Insecta, Hymenoptera, Pteromalidae. Gene Ontology annotation, cellular component: cytosol; endoplasmic reticulum. The record is from RefSeq and is a predicted model, not a curated record.
CAUGCCCGUUUAAACCGCAGCGACGUAUCCGUUACACCGGCUCUGCGCAGUGUUUACAAACAAACGAGCCUUUCCUCGCACCUCUAUAUACUUAUACCUACCUAUAUAUAUAUUGAACUGCACACACGCGAUCGAUGAACGUAAAACGAUCAGCAGUGAGCAGACGAGAAUCAAAAUCUCCCGCCAUUUCUAACCUCGACUUUUAGACGGUAUCUUUCCUCGGCGCAUCGUCCUCCGCACGCACAUCCAGAAGAAAAAUAGCAUACCGCCGGCUCGAACUAAGUAAACAACCGGCUGUGGGCGGCGAAAAAACAGCUCACGUCGCACAACGAGAGACUCUCUUUAUAAAAGACAUCGUCAGAGCGUAUGAUGAGGUACGCACAAGCGUUAGGACUCCUAGUGCUGCUGCUGGCGACGUCCACCAGGGCAGCGAACAAGUUCGGCGAGGACGAGAGCUGUUACUCAUUCGCCGGAGGCACCGUCUACCCCGGCAGCUCGAAGCACGAGGGUCACCAGCUCCAAACCACCAAGGCAGUCAUUGGCAAAAAAGCCCCUUAUUGGGAAGGAACAGCAGUGGUCAAGGGAGAAUUCAAAGAGAUUAAAUUGACACAGUUUAAAGGAAAAUAUCUAGUCUUUUUCUUCUAUCCCCUCGAUUUUACGUUCGUCUGCCCAACGGAGAUCUUGGCCUUCUCGGACCGCGUCGAGGAGUUCAGGAAACUCAACGUCGAAGUAGUAGCCGCUUCCGUCGAUUCGCACUUUACUCACCUGGCUUGGAUUAAUACUCCCAGGAAAGAAGGUGGCCUCGAGAACAUCAGGAUUCCAUUACUCUCGGAUCUCACACAUAAAAUAGCCAAAGAUUACGGUGUUUAUCUCGAUGACUUGGGUCAUACUUUGCGCGCAUUGUUUAUCAUAGACGGAAAAGGAAUUUUGCGACAAAUAACAAUGAACGAUCUUCCAGUCGGCCGAUCGGUCGAUGAAACUCUUAGACUUGUGCAAGCUUUCCAAUAUACUGAUGAGCACGGUGAAGUGUGUCCAGCCGGUUGGAAACCGGGACAGGAUACUGUAAGACAAUCUUGUUUUUUUUUUAUCUCUAAGUUGAAGCUUUAUGCUUUUAUUAGGCAGAUUUAGAAUAUUUAGAUUUACUCGACUUUUUCAUAACAUUUUUCGAGUAUUUCGUCUGAUUGUUAUAAAAAAUAGCUACAAAAUGCCCUGUUAAUUUUUUAUCCUCUUAUUUCAGAUUAUUCCUAAUCCAGUGGAUAAAAAGAAGUUUUUCUCAAAGAAUCAAGUAUAAAUUUUGUACGAUAUUUUAUACGUCGAAAGAAUAAACGCUCGUUUUUAUAAA